GGAUGAGGAGCACCGACAGGAGCGUUAACACCGCCCCCACGACGCCUAAAACACCGCCCUGCCUCACUUCUCCACCUGCACACACCGACAGAGGCAGUUAAACCAGGCUUCGCCUUCAGCUAAUCACGGGCUGUUUGUGAAAGCAGAAGCUCCUGCGCCGUGCAGGUGGAUGUCGGCCUGCCGGCCCGCAGCCCCCGUUCGCCAUGGCAGCGGCUCUGCCGGAGUGUUACCACGGUGGCAUAACCAAGAAGGAGUGUGAGGAGGUUCUGGGGAAGAAGAACAAGGACGGAGCGUACCUGAUCCGAGAGAGCGAGACCAUCCAGGGAGCGCUGUGUCUCUGCGUCUACAAACAGAAGGUGGUUUAUACCUACAGAAUCCUCCAGGCGCACAACGGAAACUACACCCUGCUGACAGCAGGAGGUUUGCAGGAGACAUAUUUUAAGACUCUGGCCGAUUUAAUCCGUAACUACAAGAGGAAGAACCAAGGUCUGGCCAUUCAUCUGCGCCACUCGGUGAAAAAGAAAACGCCCAUGUUGAUCCAGCCGCCGAGGAGACCAGAAACACAACCUGAAGCUCCGGCCACACCGCCAGCCAGAAGAUCGGCUGGAAGAUCGGCCGCAGCGUCAGCCAGAGGAUGGGGCGGCGCGUCGGGCGGACACUCAUUGCAGAGAGGAGCUGCUCCUUUACCUGAAGAGGAAAAUGAUUAUGAGAAUGAUCCAAAUUCAGAUUAUGUGGAAGUUAUUCCAGAUUAACUCAAGCCAACCUCAAACCGAAGGACAACAAGAACACAGACUGAACUUUGUUUGGCAUUAGAGAUGUUUUAUUUUUUUAUGCGAAGCCCUGAGGAGAUUUGUUGCAUUUGCACAAUUUAGGUAAAAAAGACUGAAAAGGUGAGCUAAUGCAAAAUGAGUUUCCUCCCAGCUAUUGACUCUGAAUGAGAGGAUGAACUUCUUCUCACCUCAUUCCUGUGAGCGCAGAAGAGGAAGAAAGAGGAAGAGGAGGAGAAGUACUGCUCUGAAAUCACAAAAGUUGUAUUUAGUUUGACAUUUUGUUUUACUCCUGGCAGUCGAAACCUUGAUAUUUAAUAUUCAUUUCAUUUUAGUAAUACAGACAUUUUUGUGCUGUUUGUUCUGAUGUUCAUAAAAUAAAUCUUAUCUGAACGUCAUUAAAGGGUCAUAAUCUGUAAAACGCAACAGAAUAUCUGCAAGAAUUUAGAUUCCUUCUUUCAACACUAAGAAGGGCAAGAAGGACGUCAAGUGAUCAAUAAAACAUUUUCUCAUAAGUGAGAUAAUCUGCCAGAGGAACGAGAACUUUAUUGACUUAAAAUAAGCUCCUAUAUCGUAAUCAAAAGUUACUUGUAAAUUAGUUUUGUCUUGUUUCAAGUGUAUGAAGAUCAUAAACUAAACCAAACCAUGUUUGGUUACCAAACUAAAGAUACUUGGUAACAUUUUGUGUUUUUGCAGUGUGCUUCUGACAGCAGCUCAGGACAUUUCCCAACGAUGAAACAGAAACCUCGGGAAGUAAAGUCAGUUUUAAGAGAUUUUAGAUCGUAUCAGCAAACCUGAGGCCCAGAAAUGCAGAAAGAAACAGAAAAAUCAUCAGAAAAAGUUCAGACUGAGGCUGAGGGACGUUUAGCUGAGCGUCUCCAAGAAGGUGGAAGGACAUUUAAAACUUGAUUCAACAAAUAAUUUCUAAAUGUUUUUGUAGAUAUUUUGGGAUUACCACUCUUUUGCCCCACCAAUGUAAGGUUUUAUAGAUAGUUUGUUAUUUUUUUUUCAUGUGCAGAUAUUUUCAGCAGAAAUUUGAGAAAAAUAAUUAUAAGAAUUUGUGUUUUAACAGUGUGAAAAAGAGCUUUGGUACUGCGCAGAAAUUUCCGAUUCGCUUGUAUAGUUUUUGUUUUUUGGUGCAUGGAUUGACAAUUCCACCAAGAUCAUCCAUUGAUUGAAAAAGCAGACAGUCUGAAGGAAGACGACAUCUAGCAUGCAGGAAAAUGUGCCUGAUUUCAGAGAGCCUGUAAAAAGGAGAACUGGAUACAGAAUAAAACAUAUAUGUCUGUUUAAAUGUG
Molecule: messenger RNA, 2065 nt
Organism: Xiphophorus couchianus (Monterrey platyfish)
Lineage: Eukaryota; Metazoa; Chordata; Actinopteri; Cyprinodontiformes; Poeciliidae
Product: SH2 domain-containing protein 1B
Exons: 5
Coding region: 204-752 (182 amino acids)
Biological process (GO): positive regulation of B cell differentiation; negative regulation of bone resorption; negative regulation of neutrophil differentiation
Cellular component (GO): cytosol
Source: RefSeq, a predicted model, not a curated record